Messenger RNA from Daldinia caldariorum, 1364 nucleotides. Its product is annotated as kinase-like domain-containing protein. The coding region runs from base 215 to 1264 and encodes 349 amino acids. The record is from RefSeq and is a predicted model, not a curated record. The transcript is spliced from 3 exons. NCBI's taxonomy places the organism in Eukaryota, Fungi, Ascomycota, Sordariomycetes, Xylariales, Hypoxylaceae.
ACCGGAAACGCCUUUGAAAAAAUAAUUGCACUUAUGGCGCCGCGUUAGCUCUAUCAUAAGCUAGCUAGUACCUAAGAUUCGCAACUAAUCGCUAUCAUAACUAAGUGCCACAUUAAGGAUAUAAGAUAACCGAAGGAACACCUAGUUGGCAAAGGAUUGACUGGUUGACAGGAGAAGAGUAAAUAGAAAACCUAUUGCAGUCAACUAUACCCAAAUGCUUACCCAGCUUCAACUCCCUACCGUCCCAGAAGAGGUCACUGCCUCCUGGCUUACGGAGGUACUGAAAAUUAAGGUCAAAUCGGCAGAGCUGAAGAAGGUCUUACCUGGCACAGCUACGAAGCUGUAUAUUAGCAUCCAAUACGAGGAUGAUAAGGCAGUCCUGCAAUCGGCUGACAUCUGUGUCAAGGGCGGGUUUAACCCAGCCUUCAUCGAGCAGGUGCCCUGGGUCGUCAUGAUAUUCCAGCGGGAGGUUGAAUUUUUCAACCGCGUCGCCCCGUCCCUCGGCCAUAUUGGGCUCCCCAAAGUUUGGUGGGCGGGGUAUAAUUCCAGGCAAGGCAUCGUGAUGAUGGACGACCUUUCCCAAAAGUGCGAAUUCGGAAGGCCGACGGAAGCGUGGACCGUUGCGCGGGCGCUUUCCGGUGUCGAACAGCUUGCGGCAUUGCACGCGUCGACGUGGGGUGUCAAGCCGGAGGAUUACCCCUGGCUCACGUCAGAUUACGACCAGGCCAUCCUCGUUUUGAUGCAGACAUUUGACGAAGUCGUUAAUGGCCCUGAUCGGCCAGUAGUGCACGGCUACUUGAAAGAUCAGAAGCGCGUCACCGAGGCUCUGAAGAAACACUAUGCCUUGAGAAACCCCAAGUUCCGAUGCCUGUUACAUGGCGACCCUCAUACUGGCAAUACGUAUCUCGAGAAUGGCGCGCCUCGAUUCCUGGACUGGCAGAUGAUCCAUAUCGGGUCAGCCUUCCACGACGUAGCCUACUUCAUCGGUGGCGCGUUAAGCAUCGAGGACAGGAGGACUCACGAAUACGAAAUCUUAGACCACUAUCUAGCCACGCUUGAGAAGUUAGGUGGUCCGAAAUUCUCGAGGAAGGAGGAGGACGUUCUGCAAGAGUAUCGCAAGUCAUUCCUAGCUGGAAUCGGCUGGAUCAUGUGCCCCUACGAGAUGCAACUUAAAGACUGUGUUGAUGCUAUGGCUCGGAGGUAUUCCGCAGCACUUGACGAUCACAAGACCCUAGAGCUCGUGGAGUCUCUGCCUGAUGUUUAACGUGAGCUACGGCAAGACGCAAGAGUUGCUGCAAUAGCUAAGAAAGAGAGCAUCCAUGCGCUAAAGAAACGGAAUUAGGACGCAAAGUGAUUGGAUUAAA